AUGAAACGCCAGCUCCGACAGAGUCUGAAGUAUGCGGCACGGUCGACUGCGCAACCGACGAGGCGCUGGAUCAACUAUGGCCAUGAUAUGCACAAGGAAAUGCUUAAUGGUACGGCCAAGGUCUCCGUGACCGAGUACGACGAAGGAGGUUUCGUCGUUAAUGACGUGAACAUGCGCGGAGGAGUGGUGCUACUCUCAGAAGUUGCCAUGCUUUGGAAGCCGAAGAGGAUCGAGGAGAUCACGCGCGAGCAUUUAGCUGUCUUCACAGUGUUUAGUCCACCAAUCGAGAUUCUGGUGCUUGGCUGCGGUGAGCUUAUCAACCACGGAAUAGCACCAGAGCUCAAAGAGAUGCUGAAGGUCAACGGCAUCGUGGUAGAAUAUCUGGACAAUGUCAAUGCCUGUGCCACCUUCAACAUUCUAAAUGCCGAGGAUCGCAGAGUGGCUGCUGCACUGCUGCCGUACGACGCUGAUGUCGUUCCUGACGCCAUCAAUGAGACCAGCUAA
Molecule: messenger RNA, 504 nt
Organism: Peronospora farinosa
Lineage: Eukaryota; Oomycota; Peronosporomycetes; Peronosporales; Peronosporaceae
Source: the annotation of a GenBank genome assembly